Molecule: messenger RNA, 2464 nt
Organism: Poecilia latipinna (sailfin molly)
Lineage: Eukaryota; Metazoa; Chordata; Actinopteri; Cyprinodontiformes; Poeciliidae
Gene: slc35f3b
Product: solute carrier family 35 member F3b
Exons: 8
Coding region: 595-2139 (514 amino acids)
Biological process (GO): transmembrane transport
Cellular component (GO): membrane
Molecular function (GO): transmembrane transporter activity
Source: RefSeq, a predicted model, not a curated record
AGAAAAAACGCUCUGGGGGAAGCGGGAGAACCUGUUGCGCUUUUGAUUUCACCUGUGCGCAUGGAAAGUUGACUUUACGCGUUGAGCUGCUUUAUAGCUGAAUUUUGCACUUAUGCGUGAUGGGUGUUUUAAAUGCAAAUAAGUAGUUAAACUUACGUGGUACUUGCAUUUGAAUAGAUUUCCAGACUGGGUCUGUAAAAGCGGUUUUACUGUCACAUGACAAUGGUUUUAUAACAGCUCAGGGGCUGACAGAUCAACGCGAGCCUCAUUGUUGGGUUGUUGCCUUUUCCUUUUAUUCCACCUGGUGCUUAUUUGCUACCAAGUAGGCUACUUAUCUUCUCUGCAUGUAGACCUAACUCUGGAUAAGCUCACGCCUAUAGUGCGCGCAGUUUUUGUGGUCCAGUGCCCACUGGACGCCCUGAGAUGUCACUGGAGUUGCUUCUCCAUCUCUGCAAAUCACUCAUGAUCGAUUCAUUAGCUACACACUCAGAUAAGCCUAUAAUAAGAGACGCACUGCGCGUAGUAUACAAUUGCAGGACCAGUCACUUUGGUUUAGUGUCAUUCACUCACUGCUGCUGUGCGGACCACUGAGAGAUGAUGAUGAUGAUCGUGACUUCUCUACGGUACAAGGGAGGCGCUACGGGGGCCCUCGACGCCCAGAUCUGUGGGACACGCAACACCAGCCUCCCUGGUUUAGCCUCCUAUUUCACCAGCGGGAUGCGCAAGUCCCCCGACGUGAGCCCCAGAAGGCUUUCGGACAUCAGCCCUCAGCUCAGACAGCUCAAGUACCUGGUGGUGGACGAGGCCAUCAAGGAGGACCUCAAGUCCUCGCGCUCAGUGGAGGACAUCAACAGCGCGUCCAUAGAGGAGCGGAUAUUGCGGAUCACCGGCUACUAUGGAUACCAGCCGUGGAGUACGAGCUACAAGAGAGAAGACCGGACCAGAGAGAAUGUGGUGGGCUCCACAGACGCACAGUCGGCCAGUGCAGCUGGCGGAGAGUCCGGCACCAGCAGGCGGAGGCUACACUGUUGCGUCAGAGUAACAGCCGUGCAGGUGCGGAAGGCCCUGUGGGGGGUCGCCAUGGUGAUGUGCGUGUGCUCGUCCUGGGCGGGUUCCACCCAGCUGGCCAAGCUGACCUUUAAGCAGUUUGAUGCCCCCUUCACGCUCACCUGGUUCGCCACCACCUGGAACUGCCUCUUCUUCCCAGUCUACUACGUCGGCCAUUUGUGCAAGAGUCCUGAGAGGCAGACGCCCAGGCAGAGAUUGAGGGAGUGCUGCAGGUUUUUUGGGGACGAGGGCCUGACCCCCAAGGUGUUCUUCACCAAGGUCGCUCCCUUCGGCCUGCUGUGGAUCCUCACCAACUACCUGUACCUGCAGGCCCUCAGGAAGAUUAACACAACAGAUGUUUCAGCGCUUUUCUGCUGUAACAAAGCCUUCGUCUUUCUGCUGUCCUGGAUUGUACUCAGAGACCGCUUCAUGGGGGUCAGGAUAGUAGCAGCUAUCUUGGCCAUAGCAGGCAUCGUCAUGAUGACCUACGCUGAUGGGUUUCACAGCCACUCAGUCAUCGGCAUCACUCUGGUCGUGGCAUCUGCUUCAAUGUCAGCGCUCUACAAGGUACUCUUCAAGAUGGUCCUGGGUAGUGCCAAAUUUGGAGAGGCUGCACUCUUCCUGAGCAUUGUCGGAAGCGCCAACUUUGUUUUCAUCAGCUUUGUGCCAGUAAUCCUGUAUUUUACUCAUGUGGAGUACACUGGCUCACCUGCAGAUAUCCCCUGGGCCUACCUCUGCGGAGUAGCAGCCUUGCUUUUUGCUUUCAACAUCCUAGUGAACUUCGGCAUUGCGAUAACAUACCCAACAUUAAUUUCCCUCGGCAUUGUCCUAAGUGUCCCUGUGAAUGCCAUGGUUGACCUCUACACCUGUGACAUCAAUUUCAACACGGUGCGCCUGAUUGCUGUGUUCAUCAUCUGCCUGGGAUUCCUCAUGCUGCUGCUGCCAGAGGACUGGGACCAGUGUAUCAUCCGGCUCACUACAAAGCUGCGUAAACGGGACGAACCGGCAGAAGUUGCCGGGGAGACGGGCGCCAACGCAGGCCUCAACUGGAGAGGGAGAGGCAGGAGCUCCCUGUCAACAUACGCACGUUGACUCCAUUAUAACUAAACGGGGAACAUUAACACAUCUGAUCUGGCUAGUGGCCUACAUUGUGUUUCGCGAAGCUACCAUAGGUUUGGACUGUGCUGUGAUCAGACAAUUCAACAAAGGGAGAGAGAUACCAGAGCCUCAGAAUCCAUAGGAAUUAAAAAAAUUUUUCGGUUUUUUUUUUUUUUUUUGUUUUUUUUUUUUUUUACUUAAAAACGGUAUCAACUAUGACUAAAGUCUCACUGUUGCGGAACCUUUAAAUUCUUCUAAUUAUUCAUCAUAUCCUUAAAAAAGACUUGCCAGCUUGCCUGAUCAAUUCCAGUAACAAAAA